AUGAAUUCUCUGGGGCUUUCUCUUGACUCUUGGGAGACCUUCGCGGGUCUCUUUGGUCUCGGCGUUCUCAGUCAUGUAUUUGCUCUACGAAAAGGCGAAUGGGACCUUUGGACGAUGACUUUCAUCUAUGCGUGGAUCACUUACGAAGCCGUUGUGCCAUCCACUCUUAUCCAGUUUCGGUCUAUGGCCUACCUAGAUGCCAUAUUUGUCGCCAAUACACUGCUUUCCUCGUUCAUGUUCGGCAUGACAAUCAGCAUCUUGACCUAUCGAGCUUUUUUCCACCGUCUCAACAGAUUUCCUGGUCCUUUUAUCGCUCGACUCACAAACGUAUACGGUACAUGGUUAGCUGUCAAGGAAGAGCACAUGUAUUUGGAAGUCCAGGAGUUACAUAAAAAAUAUGGAGAUAUAGUCAGGAUUGGACCCAUGGAACUUUCAAUCGCGACACCAAGCGCUUUUCGCAUCCUGCAUGCAAACAACUCACCGAUUGUCAAGGGCCCGUUUUAUAGUGUCGCAAACCCAUGGGUGAAUCUGCUUGCAGAUAGAAACAGAAAGCGUCAUGCUAUUCGACGCAAGACGUGGGAUAAGGCCUUCACUGCUAAAGCACUGCGCGAUUACGAGCCGCGAGUUGUCAAAUAUACAAAGCAACUAACCCAGCAAAUCGCAAAGACCGAGGGUGAACCCAUGAACGUCUCAGCCUGGAUCAACUUCUAUACCUUCGACAUAGUUGGUGACCUCGCCUUCGGCACCAGCUUCGACUAUCUUGUCAAAGGGAAAAGAGACAAGUUCCUGGAAGAUUCACAUGGAAGCCAAGCUCUCACGGGAGCCUUCCGACAAGUCACUUGGCUCUUUGCUGUUUUCAAAGAAACUCCCUUUCUCAACAAUUCAUGGUUGUCUUUUCAAUCUUGGUUGAAGGAGAAGGUUGAGAUCAGACGAAAUAACAAGCCAUCGCAACCGGAUGUAUUUUCCUUCAUUCUGGAGGAUUAUGAUGCUAUUGAGAAUCCUACGAAGGAUGAUUACAUGAGGCUUUGUGGUGACGCUCAUCUCAUCGCUGUUGCCGGAAGUGACACGACGUCUGCAGCAACAACCUGUCUGCUCCACCGACUCGCUCUCAACCCUGAGACCUGCAAGAAGCUCCAAGAUGAGAUCGACGACUACAAGACUAACCAUGAGGAGUCGGAUCAUUUCUCCAUGAGUAAACUUAAGUAUCUGCAAGCUUGCAUCGAUGAAUCACUUCGACUUACUCCUGUUGUCAUGUCUGGACUUCAGCGAAUGACGCCGCCUGAAGGGAUGCAACUGGGUGAUGUGUUCAUCCCCGGAGAUACCAUCUUCCGUGCUCCUUCUUACACCAUGUAUCGGGAUGAGCGAUGCUUCGCGCGCCCCAAUGAGUUCAUUCCAGAAAGAUGGACCACAAAGCCCGAGUUGACCAUCGAUUCGUCAGUCUACGCCCCUUUCUCCACUGGCCGUGGCGCAUGUGCUGGAAAGCAACUGGGCCUCAUGGAGAUGCGUUAUGUGCUCACUGAGAUUCUUUCUAACUAUGAUAUUUCGCUGGCACCCGGUACCAAGCCAGAUACAUUCGUUGAUGGCUUACGUGAUUGCUUCACCCUGGAACUGCCAGACCUGAACAUGGUGUUCACACCCAGAGCUCGGGAUGGACAGAAGCAAGCAUAA
Molecule: messenger RNA, 1668 nt
Organism: Fusarium coffeatum
Lineage: Eukaryota; Fungi; Ascomycota; Sordariomycetes; Hypocreales; Nectriaceae
Exons: 7
Coding region: 1-1668 (555 amino acids)
Molecular function (GO): monooxygenase activity; iron ion binding; oxidoreductase activity, acting on paired donors, with incorporation or reduction of molecular oxygen
Source: RefSeq, a predicted model, not a curated record